AUUAGGACCCCCACCCAGCCUCUGCGUCGCCGCUUUGUCUUGCGUCUCCUUCCCGAUUCUUUCCUCGUGUAAGUUAUCAAAGUUGGUAGCUUUCUGUUCCUCAUGGCCACUCGUCUUCAGUUUGAGAACAACUGUGAAGUUGGAGUAUUCUCCAAACUCACUAACGCCUAUUGCUUAGUCGCUAUUGGAGGCUCUGAGAACUUUUACAGGUUUUGCUUUGCACACCUCUCUCUCUCUCUUUGUAGCUUUACAUCAGUUUUGGUGUUUAUGUUUGAGAAUAGUGCUUUUGAGUCGGAGUUAGCUGAUGUUAUCCCUAUCGUUAAGACCUCUCUUGGUGGAACACGGAUUAUUGGCCGUCUUUGUGCUGGAAACAAGAAUGGCCUCCUUGUGCCCCACACAACUACUGACCAAGAGCUUCAGCACUUGAGGAACAGUUUACCUGAUUCAGUUGUGGUCCAGCGAAUCGAGGAACGUCUGUCUGCUCUUGGAAAUUGCAUUGCCUGCAAUGACCAUGUUGCGCUUGCUCACACCGAUCUUGACAAGGAAACUGAGGAGAUAAUAGCAGAUGUUCUUGGUGUUGAAGUUUUCCGUCAGACAAUUGCUGGCAACAUCCUUGUUGGCAGUAACUGUGCCUUGUCCAACAGAGGUGGCAUUGUCCAUCCUCACACCUCAGUGGAAGACUUGGACGAACUAUCAACACUUCUUCAAGUCCCUCUAGUUGCCGGAACCGUGAACCGUGGUAGUGAAGUCAUAGGUGCUGGUAUGACGGUUAAUGACUGGACUGCUUUCUGCGGGUCAGACACAACCGCUACAGAGCUCUCUGUUAUAGACAGCAUCUUCAAGCUAAGAGAAGCCCAACCCAGCUCCAUUGUCGAUGAGAUGAGGAAGUCUCUGAUCGAUACCUACGUUUAAAAUUUGCUUUGUUUGGAUGACAUACACAACAACAUUCCCCAAGUGUUACAAUGUCUGAAAAUUUUAAUCUUUUGUGGUAUUUCAAGGCUUUGACUGAACA
Molecule: messenger RNA, 1012 nt
Organism: Brassica oleracea var. oleracea
Lineage: Eukaryota; Viridiplantae; Streptophyta; Magnoliopsida; Brassicales; Brassicaceae
Product: eukaryotic translation initiation factor 6-2
Exons: 8
Coding region: 103-912 (269 amino acids)
Biological process (GO): maturation of 5.8S rRNA; maturation of LSU-rRNA; ribosomal subunit export from nucleus
Cellular component (GO): preribosome, large subunit precursor; nucleolus; cytosol
Molecular function (GO): ribosomal large subunit binding
Source: RefSeq, a predicted model, not a curated record